Messenger RNA from Cicer arietinum (chickpea), 972 nucleotides. RefSeq lists its product as uncharacterized. The record is from RefSeq and is a predicted model, not a curated record. Lineage: Eukaryota; Viridiplantae; Streptophyta; Magnoliopsida; Fabales; Fabaceae.
AUGGCUAGUUGUGGUGAUAAGUCUACUAAACAGAAACUAUGUGAAAAGAUAUUGAGAUCGUUGCAUCUCAGGUUCGAUUAUGGUGUGUGUGCGAUUGAAGAAUCUAAAGAUAUUUUCGUAUUAAGUCUUGAAGAGUUGCAGGGAACUCUAGAAGCAAGAGAGUUGAGAAUGGAUGAAACGAGUGGGGGUAAUUCUGGGAAUCAGGCAUUAGUAGCAUAUGCCAACAAGAAAGGAGACAAGAAAAAGAAAUGGAGGAAGAAUAAAUUCAAGAAACCUGAAGAUAAGUCUGAAUCUUCAUCAAAAGGAGGAAAUUCGAGUGGUAAAUCAAAAGGAAAAUCAAGAAACUUUGACAAGAAGAAGGUGCAAUGUUACAACUGUGAGAAGUUUAAACAUGUUGCAUAUGAAUGUUGGGCUGACAAAGGAGGGAAACAUAAGAAGAAAAAAGAAGAUGAAGCAUGUGCUGCUCAAGAAUAUUCUUCGUCCGACUUAGAUACAAUCUUGCUAUUGGCAACCACAAACGGAGAACGCUCUCCGUUUUCAGACACAGUUUUGUUAAUUACUACCACAAACAAAGAACAUUCUUCAUCUCAGGUAUGGUUCCUCGAUAUUGAUAUUGAUACAUCAAGAAGGAGCAAGAUUAGGUUUGUUGAGGAUAGAACCUUGGAAGCUGAGGGAGCUGGCAACAUGGUGAUUAAGAGAAGAAAUGGGAGUACAAUAGUGAUUGAAAAUGUAUUGUAUGUGCCAGAAAUGAAGAGCAAUUUAUUGAGCAUUGGGCAACUAAUUCAAAAAGGGUUUCAGGUGAUCAUGAAGAACGACGUCUUAGAAAUGUAUGAUGGGCAGAAGAAUAUAAUACUCAUGGUUCCUCUUUCAAAGAACAAAACCUUUCUCAUCAACAUACAAGUUGCUGAUAUUCAAUGCUUGAAGGCAUCAAGCUCAAUUGAUGAAAACUGGCUGUGGAAUUCCUAUGAUUGA